AUGUUAGGAAGGAGAAAAAAGUACUCGAAAUCGUUGAUUGUUCUUCGCCGCUUUGCAGCUGCUCGGAUCAGUAUUGAAGUAAGAGAAGUGCAUGUGGAUUAUGCUGUUGAAGUUAUUUUUGAAAUUUUAUCAAUAACACGAACUCUCCUCCUUUUUGUCUUGUCAUUGCUUCGUCAACACUUUCGUAAUCAAUUCUUCCCAUCAACUACCGACCGCUCAAAUCAUCAUCAUCUCUUGUCCUCCGCUAAAUUACGAUUGAGAGAAGUCGCAAUUGAUCCAUCAUCGGAUACGCAUUCCAGUGCAUUUUCUGUACAUAUUCCACGACCGAUACCUAUUUCAUCUCACCAUACUGAUAUUACCUCUUACGCUAAUCAGUUUAACCCCGCAUUCAUUUAUCCGUCGGUACAUUUACCGUGUGGCCAGACAAGAACCGACUAUUUACCAUCAAACGAUUCACAGCAGGUACUGACAUUAUCAUCUUUCCAUAUAUAUAUAUUUCUUUUAUCUUGGUUUCGUUCACAGUGUCAUCACUGGCCCACUUCCAUUAAAUUACGUGGAAUUACCGUUUACUAUCAAGUGAAACGACUUGGAAAUCGAAAGCGGGGACAACCGGAUGCGGUUGUGGCGUGCAUAGCACAGAAGCAUGCUGCAAUAAGUCCUGUGGCGCCUAUUGCAGCAGCAGAGUUCAAUCCGUCGCUAAUGUGCCUACCGGCGCUGUUUGAUCACUUUGGAGGUGAAAUAUUACGAACGCAUAUGAAUCCAGCAGCUACACAGUUUAAGCCAAUACCGAACAAUGAGCGUGUUGAUCUAACACGAUUUCUUUCCAAAGAACCACAGGAAUGGACUAUGGGCGAUGUUAUUGCAUGGUUAUUACAUGUUGCUAGACGGAAUAAUAUCCCAUUCGAAGAUUUAGAAAUGCAGAAAUUUGCAAAUUGUACUGGUAUGGUGUUGAUCCAGAUGCGUGAAAUCGAUUUUAAACAAAGAGAUGCCGUAUAUGGUUCAUUAUUGCAUGCUGAAUUCAGGAAAUUAUUAGCCGAAGAAAGAUCAACUGAUGAAUAUUCUUACAAAUCACCGGAAAAAGCAAGCACGAGUCGAGUACCGGACGACACAAGGGUUUCCUGCACCAACAGUGGAUUGUCCGUCAAUGCAUCUUCACUUCUGAUGUCUGAUAGUUCGGCAAGCAUGCAACCUUCAGAUACAUUAUCCCAAGUCAACACUGAUAUCAUUGGUACCUUCAACUUCAAUUCUCCUGUUGGAUCAGAUGAAACCUUCAUGUUACGACCUACAUAUUGCAAAGUCCGAAAAAAUAAGGAUGGAAGGCCAAGAAAGCACUCACAACACUCCAAAGGGAACAAAUUAUGGGAAUUUAUACGCGAUGCUUUGAAAGAUCCCAGUACUUGUCCAAGUGUUGUGCGAUGGGAAGAUCCCGCAGAAGGCGUUUUUCGAAUCGUUGAAUCGGAAAGGUUGGCACAACUGUGGGGUGAGCGGAAAAACAAUCAAAAAAUGACCUACGAAAAACUCAGCCGAGCUAUGAGAACAUACUAUGAAAAGCGGAUAUUGGUACCGGUACCGAAAACAGGACUAUAUCCGAAGAAAUUGGUGUAUAAAUUUGGACCAAGUGCCCUAAGUUGA
Cercopithifilaria johnstoni is the source of this 1632-nucleotide messenger RNA. Lineage: Eukaryota; Metazoa; Nematoda; Chromadorea; Rhabditida; Onchocercidae. The record is from the annotation of a GenBank genome assembly.